Molecule: messenger RNA, 3154 nt
Organism: Acomys russatus (golden spiny mouse)
Lineage: Eukaryota; Metazoa; Chordata; Mammalia; Rodentia; Muridae
Product: coiled-coil domain-containing protein 187-like
Exons: 9
Coding region: 76-3048 (990 amino acids)
Biological process (GO): microtubule anchoring
Cellular component (GO): centrosome
Molecular function (GO): microtubule binding
Source: RefSeq, a predicted model, not a curated record
CAGACCAUGAGUGCUGGGUGCUAGACCUACAGACUACCAUGUGACUAUACUGUUAGACCCAGGCCCCCUGGGGGUAUGACCCGCCAUCCAUACCCUUCUGCCUCGGCUGCAGUGCCAACCCCGGGCAUGGGUGUGCUGCCCACCUCCCUAAGGGUACCCCUGCAGACCUGCCCAAGGGACAAGCAGCAAGAAGGCCUCUACUUCCUCAAGGCCUUGGGGAGAAUGGGCCAUGGAAAGGACAGCACCAAGCCCAGGGAUGAAGUGCUCCAUCCACAUGCUGUCAAGGACAACCUUCUGACCACGCUGAGGUGGCCUAUCCACUCCCGGCCCCUGGGUCCACUCCGAGCAGUUCCCUAUGUGCCCUGGCCUGAUUACAUCAAGGAGCCAGGCCCCAACAUGAAGACCUGCAGCCUGCCCAUGUGGGCUCAAUGCUUGGACACCUGGGAUGUGGACAGCUCGGUGUCAUCCGGACGAAUCUCUGGCUCCUCAGGGGGGCAUGAGUCAUGCGCACUUUCCCAUGGGCCCUGGAAGGAAAGGCCACCCCUCGUGUUGGGGCCCCAGCAUCAGCCCAGGAAGAGUAACCCUCGUCUGGAACAGUUGAGGGACAAGAUCCGAGCCCAGGCACGGUGGCAGGCUAGUUGUGCCUCCCUGGGCACCUCUGUACCCCCAAGUGCCUCCUGUUUCUUCAAGACCUCAACAGUGCGGCGCAAGACCCCGAAGGUGACAAAUGCUCUUCCAGUGCCCAAUUGCCGAGGUCAGUGGCUGCUUUGCUCAGCUGGCAUUCUUCGUGCUGCUGAGUAUAGAGACAAAGACAGGACACCUCUCAGCUUGGGGCGGGAGCGCUCGAGGGGUCACCAUACUUCAGUUCCAAGGACAAACAUCAAAAGGAUCAAAAGCGCUGCUUGCAGAAGAGAGAUCCCAAAGUCGUCUGUCCCCUGCAGAACUCCCAAAGGCAGAGGCUUUCAGAAGAAAACAGCAGCUGUUGAGGACCCAGCUGCCCACACCUGCUUGUCUAAGCCCACCUGUGCCCACAGUGACCCGCAGGUGUCUGAGCAUACACCCAGCCUGGCUUUCCAUGAGCAGUCAGCAACUAUCCAAGGUGCCAUGGACAUCCUACACGACCUGCGCCAACAAAUCCAGGCUGGUCUGGAGCUUGCCAGGAGCCCCAGGCUGCCAAGGAAGCUCUCACCAUCAAAACCAAAGCCUCAGAACUUGCCAGGGAAGAGGCAGCGAGGACCCCAAAGCACCCGGGACCUGCAGGGCUUCUCAGAGAGUGCUUGGACUGUGCCGAAAGGGAAGCGUUCUUUCUUAGACAGGACUGUGAACUUGCACGGCCAGCAACAUUGGAAAGAAGCCUUGCCUGAGCAGGAGUCUUAUCUGCAGAGGGCCUGGACAGCACAGGGGCAAGACACUUCCUUCCAGAGGUCUGGGAACACCCCAGAAAAGCAAAAUCCCUUCUCACAGCGGCCUUGGAGUGCCCUGGCUGGCCAGGCUUGUUCACGGAGGACCUUCACAGCUUGUAAAGACUGGGAGGUUUCCGAGCCCAGUCCACCGAGCUCUCUGGCUAGGCCGCAUUCUGCACUCCGGCAACCGUGGAGUAGUUCUUUUGUGCAGAGGUCCCGUCCCUACAGCAAGGGCAAAAGUGCUGUUCCUCCUCCCUCGAAAGUCAAGCUAGCUUGGCCAGAGCCUGCCCAGGGCAUCCCUCAGAGCAAACCAGGCAAGGAGCAGGACACACAGGAGGCCCCACCCUGUCCAGGGCCACGUGGGUCUCUGGGCCAGACACACAGCUCUGAGUCCUUGCAUGCGUUCAUGCGUCAGAAGGCCCAGGCCCGACGGCAGCAUGCCAUGGAGCAGAAGGCCUUGGCUGCACACACGCUGGAGCUGAGGAACCAGAGACUGCAGGAAGUGUACCGGAAGCAGCGAGAGGCCGUCCUUGGCAAGACCAUCCAUGUGGUCUCCCAGAGGAGGCCUGGCAUCGUCACCUUUGUUCCCAGUGCCAUACAGUCUGGGGGCCUGGAAGCUCCUGGGAGCCCGGAAACACCGCUGCAGAAGUGGAGUAAAGUGACAUCUGGCAUGGUGCUUGGAGACCAAGAGGCUCCAGACAGCUUCUGUCUAUGUUUGAACAAACCAUGGACCCGCUCUGAGACCCAGGACGCUAGACACCCCCCGGAAGGCGUGAGUGGUGCCCCUCUGAUACCAUCUACAACUUACUCCCCUGACCCCAUGAAGCUCCAGGCCCUGCCCUGGGGACUGAGCAUCUACCUGGGCCCACAGGACGCUGAGCAUCUGGGUCCAUCGGGCCUCCUGCACUUCCAGUACAAGCAGGCCCGGCUACAGGCACUGGAGACCAUGGCUGAUGCCCUCAAACAGCGUAUUGACAUCCUGACCACCAAACUGCAUAAACCGACGUCGCCCGACACAGCCGGUGACCCGGCCUCGGACAUGCUGGGCUCCAGCAAGACACCUGCCACCCCCACGCUCAUUCCUCCCUCUUACUUCAGAACUUUAAUGCCUCAAGGGGGCAGAGGGACUCCCCAGGACUGGGUGGAUGGACAGGCCAAGCCCCUUCUUCCCAGCACCUGCUUCCAGGACAGUGAGAUGCUGCCAUGGAGGCCCAGCUGGGAGACGCAGAGCCCAAACCUGGGGACUCACAUGGAGAGCCAGCGCCAAGGCCCUGUGUCCAGCCCCCCUGCCUCAGUGUCUCAGGUCAUCCCUCACUCGCAGCCAUAUCCUGCUGGCUCAAGUCACGGGGCCUCUUCCAAAGAUGCCAUAGAGGAGAGACAUUGGGAGCUCGAGAAGAAGCUGCAGAGAAAGAUGGCUACCCUCCAGGCCCUUGGCGCCUGCAUGAGGAGCUCACUUGGGGUGCCAGCUGCACCGGACCCCACCGGUGGCUCCUUUUGGCAGGAGGAGAUGCCAGAAGCUAAAAAGACAGACUUGGUAACGCCCUGGACCACCCAGAGCUGCGGUAAGGGCGAGCCUGCAGAUAGGCCCUGGGCUGGCUGGUCGGGUGGCCAGGGGGGCCUCCUGUGGGCCUCCUCGACUGCCUAGCUUGAUCUUGGUCUUGCAGGGUAGAGGUCUUUUUCUAUGUGGAUGGCUGCCUCAUGCCAGUAUUAAAGCGUUUUGAGGCUCUCCAGGCCCUGUCACCUACGCUGCU